Fraxinus pennsylvanica is the source of this 876-nucleotide messenger RNA. Lineage: Eukaryota; Viridiplantae; Streptophyta; Magnoliopsida; Lamiales; Oleaceae. The record is from the annotation of a GenBank genome assembly.
AUGGAUAUCCUUAGAUCGUGCAUUGUUUCCAUUCAACAGACCGAAAACUACUUGUCACUUUUAUGGAACCUUAAGCCUCUAUUUAUUCUCAUCAAACAUUUCUUUCAUUUCUUCACUACUCCUCUGUUAAAGAUCAUAAUUUUCUGGAAAAAAAUGGCUAAUAUUGGAGUUUUCUUAGUUGGGUUUUUCUCAAUUGUGUCAUCUGCAUAUGGCUACUAUGGUGGUUGGAUUAAUGCUCAUGCCACCUUCUACGGAGGCGGCGACGCUUCUGGAACAAUGGGUGGGGCAUGUGGGUAUGGAAACCUGUACAGUCAGGGUUAUGGAACUAAUACUGCAGCAUUGAGUACAGCCCUUUUCAACAAUGGAUUGAGUUGUGGUUCAUGUUAUCAAUUAGUGUGUGUGAAUGAUCCACAAUGGUGUCUUCGUGGCAGCAUUAUUGUUACAGCCACAAACUUCUGCCCUCCAGGGGGUUGGUGUGAUCCCCCGAACCACCACUUCGAUCUCUCUCAGCCCGUUUUCUUGCGUAUCGCGCAAUACAGAGCUGGGAUUGUUCCCGUGGCUUACAGAAGGGUGCCCUGCAGGAGAAGGGGUGGCAUUAGGUUCACCAUCAACGGUCAUUCAUAUUUCAAUCUUGUCCUAAUUACCAAUGUAGGGGGUGCUGGUGAUGUGCAUGCAGUGUCCAUCAAGGGCUCAAGAACUGCCUGGCAACCAAUGUCAAGAAAUUGGGGCCAAAAUUGGCAGAGUAACUCUUACCUCAAUGGACAAAGUUUAUCAUUCAAGGUCACCACUAGCGAUGGUCGAACCAUGGUCUCUUACAAUGUCGCCCCUCCAAACUGGUCUUUCGGCCAAACAUUUUCCGGUCGACAGUUCCGCUAA